AUGAUUCAUCUCAUUAGCCUAUUUUUAUUCUAUUUGUCGAUAUGUCUAGCAAACACGGAAACUUAUCUCUUGAGCAUUCCGCAUUAUUAUAACAUACCCAAACCAACAAACCGAAUCACCUCGGGGUACCCACGUGAUAUUCAACAUUUAAACACCACUCAUUCUGUAUUGCUACAGUACCAUAUUGGGUCAAUACGAGAUCAAAUACCAUUUGCUCAUAACAAAUAUACCAUUUCAAAUACAAAUGCAAAUACAAUUGUUAUACCUUAUGAUACUACUUUGCCAGUGCAAAAGACGCUAUUGGUUAAAAUCAACAAUUAUAGCGAUUCCAUUAUUGAAAGCAACGAUUUGUUGUUUAUAAAGCUAUGUUGGCCUGCUACUCUGGCCUAUGAUUUUCGACUAUCUCAUGAAUAUAUAAAGACAAAUGAAUUAUUGGGAAUUGAUAGAGAGUCUAAAUCAUUGGGAAUUGAUAGAGAGUCUAAAUCAUUGGGAGAUAAUGAUAUCGAGUCCAAGGAUUUAGAUUUGUACUUGCGUAUUGAUUAUCAGUUCUUUGGUGUUACUUAUAAUAGGGACAAGUUUUUACACAGUGAAGAUGAAUUAAAGUUUCAGUUGUAUAUCAAUAAAUUACCACUCAAUUGGUUACCGAUCCCUUUAGAGUUAUACGAUUUAAUUAUAUACUUGGUUGAUAUAUUUAUAAUACUUGUCACCCAAUUGGGAUAUAUCAGAAGCUUACUAAAUAUAUAA
This is a messenger RNA of Lodderomyces oxycetoniae, 744 nucleotides long. RefSeq lists its product as uncharacterized. The record is from RefSeq and is a predicted model, not a curated record. The transcript has a single exon. The coding region runs from base 1 to 744 and encodes 247 amino acids. Lineage: Eukaryota; Fungi; Ascomycota; Pichiomycetes; Serinales; Debaryomycetaceae.